AUGGUCGCAAUUAAAUUGAUCUACAACCAACAAAACCUCUGCAGAAUCUUGGAAGAUGCAGAGCAAACAGUCAUCAAAUAUUUCGCUACCGUCCCGACAGACGAGUUGUCAUCCAAGAUCGCCUUCACCUUCAAGCGCUUCGACUCCGAUCAAGGCGGCUUCCUCACGAGCGAGCUGACGAGAUCCAGGAAUGACCUGGCGAGGGCGUUUGCGUUCAUGGGGAAGCGGGUGAGCACGGAGGAGAUCGAGGCGUUGAUGGACAUCUACGACACCAACCGGGACGAUCACAUCGACUCGGGGGAGUUUGAGCACAUGGUGCGGGUCAAGCUCAAGAUCCCUUGCAAGCCCGACUGUCGACAAUGUAAGAAGAUGUUCUCGUCUCCGAGCAGCAGGCCGGGAACAUCCGACACGAGCGUACGAAGUCCGUCGGUGGUUUGCAAGUACGAUUGCGGUUUCACGGGGACGAAUCGCGUGAAACGAUUAGAGCACACAAUUUCGAGCCAAGAGAUCUCGAUAUCGCGGACGCUCUCGACAGGAAGCAGCGUCCUGGAGCAAGCAAGCUCAGUUUUCUUCGGAAGGCUGAGCGGCCUGUCGCCAGAGAAGUUCGCGCAGAAGGUGCAAGACUUGUUCAAGUCCAUCGACGUCGACGGGUCCAACUCGCUCUCUCGGUACCAUCCGACCUGCCGGUCGGAGCUGCAUAGCGCGUUUGCUCGGAUGGGGCAUGCCAUGUCGAGCGAGAGCCUGGACAAGUGGAUAGCGAGCUGCGACUCGGACGGGAACGGGGAGCUGGACAUGGUGAACAAGUACCGCUGCCCGGCCACCUGUCCGGUAUGCAAGCGGUCACCGGAGAAGGACGUGGACGACGACAAGGCUGCGGAGGAGAAGCGAAGGCUCAACUACGCUCAGCUGAUGAAAGAAGUCAUAGAGCCAGUGUGCAACCUCGCAGCGAUCUACAUCAAAGCGCAGGACGCAGACUUCGACUUCAAGACGAUCGAGCCCUUCAUGGAGAUCGUGACCUUCAGCGACGGCAACAGAAUCUCCAAGAGCGGCAGCCUCACGGAGUCCAUCAUCUUCAUCCUCCGCGGGCGGGUGGAGAAGCGGAAGAACAACGUCAAGCUCUCCAUGCACAGCCGAGGGGAUCACUUCGGGUCGCAGGAGAUCCUAGAGCACAGGCCCCGACCGCACGACCUGAUCGCUUGCGGGGCGUGCACGUGCUCGCAGCUGAAGCAGAGCCAUCUGAAGCGAGCUGGGGUGAUGCUGAAGCAGCUCGUGGAGCAGUUGGAACACACGAUGCUUGAUCACAGGCCGAAGGAGGCGGAAGCGACGUCGACAGUCUCACAUGGGGGCAGUACUGGCAGAUCGGAACACGUUGUAGAUGAGAAGGUGGUUGCUGUAGAUUCUCCAACCAGCUCGAGGAUCAAGGACGUACUGAGUCAAGUUGGGUCCCUGCUGACUCGCGUGCCCUCCUUGAAAGCGACCAACGCCACCCUCUUCGGCUCCCUGAGCGGGUUGAGCGGGAUGGAGUUCUCUGCCAAGCUCAGAGAGAUCUAUGACGUGAUGGACGCGGACAAGAGCGGCAAGAUCGACCGGAACGAGAUCCAGGAUGCUUUCCGCAAGAUGGGGAAGGAGAUCUCGGAUGAGACACUGGACAGCUUCAUCGAGCAGACGGACGUGGACGGGGACGAGCAGAUCGACCUGGAGGAGUUCGAGCACCUUGCGAGGGCGCUGUACGAGCUUGACUGCGUGGAGGGCUGCAAGGUCUGCCGGAUGUUCCCUACAUUACAACGUGAAAAGAAAGCAAAGAUGAGAAGCAUGAUAGAGACGUCGAGCCUGCGAACUUUCUCGACGACGCUGAUGGACGGGUGGGCGCUACAAGAUCAGCUGAAGGGGAUGAUCGAUGAUGGUUUCACAAGACGGUCGAUCACGUUUCCCCUUUCAAAUCCAUUGGGGCCGAAAGAAUACCCGCUGCCGCCAUCUGCGGAUUUCAAACCUGUUCCACCCACAGAGCCGAAGCUCGAGAGCAGAAGGGAUCGGUAUCAGCGCAUGGCAGACGAGCUUAAGAUGGAGUCAGCCAAGAUGCACAACAGAAGGAGAAACUCCGAGCUCCAUCACAUCGAGUUCCGCAACAAGAUCGACAGGGACAUCAACUUGGCCAAGAGCUACGAGAAAGGAGAGGGAGGGUCGGGCAUGACGCAGGCACAGCAGACAGCGAAUGAGCUUCUUCAAGAGUUUGAGAAGGCGAAGAAGCUUGGUUUUGUGAAAGAGACAUGA
Molecule: messenger RNA, 2271 nt
Organism: Guillardia theta CCMP2712
Lineage: Eukaryota; Cryptophyceae; Pyrenomonadales; Geminigeraceae
Exons: 17
Coding region: 1-2271 (756 amino acids)
Molecular function (GO): calcium ion binding; enzyme regulator activity
Source: RefSeq, a predicted model, not a curated record